Molecule: messenger RNA, 1828 nt
Organism: Cuscuta campestris
Lineage: Eukaryota; Viridiplantae; Streptophyta; Magnoliopsida; Solanales; Convolvulaceae
Source: the annotation of a GenBank genome assembly
AGUCUCUAAAUUCUUCACUAUCUCGGAAUUUUUUCUCUCCUCUUUCAGCCAGACCUCUUCAUCCCUGUCUCGAUUGGUGGUGCGGCUCAGAUUUCACCCCCCCCCCAGAAUUCAGAAAAAAAAACAAUCGAAGGAAAUAUGGACUGUGAUGUUGGAAAGGAAGUUGGGGUCUGUGAAAAGAGAAGUGGAUCCCCUAUUAUUGCUGACCCUGCAUCCAAAAAGCCCAGGAGUGAGCUUGUUGAAGAGUCCAUUGUAGAGACUGGAUACCUAAUUGCUGAGAUUGAUAAAGAGUCCAUUGUAAAGGAUGAUGAUGAGUUGGUGGAGAUUGAUGAGUUCCAUUGCCCAAUGCCUAAUGAAGAGGAGGAGAAGCAUCUUCUUCGAAGAAUAGAUGAGAGGCUACUCUUCGAGCUAGGUCUGAAGUGGAUUGUUUAUAGAUUGAUGGUAGGCAAAGAUGAAAUGGAGAAGUUCAUACCAUCAGUGGAAUCCUUAAAGAAUGAUUAUAAUGAGGGUCAGAACUCACUGAUAGAUUUGUUUGAGGGUCCCCCAAAAUUUGUUAUGGUGGCUGUGGAGGCCAACACUCUGGAGGCUAAGGCUAAGUCUGGUUUUGGUAUAAGUGAAAUUGUUGACCGGUUUUAUGGCAUUUCGGACAUUUCUCAAACUUCAUAUCAAGCCAAUGUCACAGCGCGACUCCUUUUUUUCGAAGAAGAAGUAUUAUAUCUUCUAAAUCGCAAAAAGAUCCAAAGGCUUGCUGUUGCCCAAAAUUGUACUAUCAAUAUUUAUACUUCAGGUUAUCCAUCAUGUGAUCGGUAUCGGGAAGAUUUGAUUGUUGAUGUAGUGGGAGAGCGUCAUGAUGUAUGCAGCACACUAGUGGGGAUGUUUUUGUGUGUUAAAGAACAGUUCCGAUAUGACAAGAGGGGAGUACAUUCCAUGGAAAUGAGGAUGCGCAAUCUCCCAGUUAGUGGAUUACUUCAUGAAGUGUAUGUCUAUGGAAGAAACACGCCAAAGAUGGUGGCUUCAUAUGAAGGAGGAAAGGAGAUGUUGUGUCGAGAAUAUCUUUACUAUAGCAUGCCAUUCGUCAGUGUGUGUUUUCCAAUGGACUAUGCUGAUGUCUUGACUCGUGAAGAAGGUAAAUUUAUAAAUAGUAUUCGUGGCCCACCGGAUGCUAGAUUAGAAGUUAGACUAGCAGAAUGUGUAAGUGGAACCAUGAAGCUAAUCAUUUCUGGGAAGUCCUUGAGUGCUGCUAAAGAUGCUAUGGAGACAUUUGUGAAGAAGGUAAGAGAACUGGGAGAUCCUCGAGCCUUGGAAUUGGCUGAUGUUUUGGGAGGCUGGUGGUUUGAGGGACAUGGUUCUGCGUAUUUCUCUGGCAUGUGUCUCACGGACGACGAGAGAGAUGAAGACGAUUACUGUAUGUGGUAGUUUUCGCUAACUUGAAGUUGCUUGCUUUUUUGAUGAGAUAUAUGAUUUGUGCGAUCAAUGAUAAGCAAGCAGAGCUGAUUGACCGAGCAAUAUAUCGCCUAGCUGGCUAGCUAUCAUUAUCAUAUAUUAUAGGGUUUGCCGGCCAGUUGCUUCUCGCUAGAAAGAGGAGUGCUGUGUGGCCGCCAUCCCUUAUGGCCGGAGGGAGAAGUCAUAAUAGAGCUGAGCUGACUGCGGAGUGCUUCAUCCCUUAGAUUUUAGAUAAGCUUUAUUUAUAUUUAGACCAUGUGUUAUCAUGGCGUGAGGAGGGCAUCAUUACCUCCAUCAUGCCGAAUUCCUUGUUUGGGCUGUGGCCCCUUCCUGCUUGAGGGCCAAUUUAUUUUUUAACUUUAACCAAUCAAAAUGUUCAUUAUCU